AUGACGGGUCGGUGGACAACGACAGAGAGGCGGGAUGCGCCGACGAAGCGCCGCGGCAGUGACGUGGGCAGCGUCUUAGGGGUCUAUUACCAGACCCUUACCGGAGUCGGCCCGGAAGCGGGCAGCAGCACAGUCGAAGGGACAGCGGAGACGGGGUGUUGGGCGACGAGGCAGGGGUUAUUAUACGUGCUGGACAGUGCCACGUACAGCAGAUACACGGUACUCUCGCUCGUUUCCGAGCCUAACUAG
Molecule: messenger RNA, 249 nt
Organism: Gloeophyllum trabeum ATCC 11539
Lineage: Eukaryota; Fungi; Basidiomycota; Agaricomycetes; Gloeophyllales; Gloeophyllaceae
Exons: 2
Coding region: 1-249 (82 amino acids)
Source: RefSeq, a predicted model, not a curated record